AUGGCUGGAAGAAACGACGCUGCUAUUACUGCUGCAUUGGAAGCUGUGGGGCAACAACCUAAUGCUGGUGCUGGUGUUAAUGCUGAAAAGAAAGAGAUUGAGUUUCUUGAGCUGAAACAAGGCGAUAUGUCUGUGACAAAGUAUGCUGCAAAGUUUGUGGAGCUGGCUAAGUUUUAUCCACACUACACUGCUGAGACUGCUGAAUUUUCUAAGUGCAUCAAAUUUGAGAAUGGUUUGCGUGCGGAGAUCAAGCGGGCAAUUGGUUACCAGAAGAUCCAGUCGUCCAAAGCCUUACAGUCUCCUGCUGAUAAGAGUGAGCAGAGAGUGAAUGAUGAGAGGGGAACCAAGAGGAAAGAGAAUCCUACCGAAGUUGUUUGUUACCGAUGUGGAGAGAAAGGCCACAAGAGUAAUGUUUGCAAUGGUGAAAAGAAGAAGUGCUUCCGAUGUGCCAAGAAGGGGCAUACGAUAGCGGAAUGUAACCAUGAGGAUAUUGUGUGUUUCAACUGCAAAGAGGAAGGACAUAUUAGUUCGCAGUGCAAGAAGCCUAAGAAGGCUCAGGCAGGUGGAAAGGUGUUUGCUUUAUUUGGUACUCAGACAGCGGAUGAGGAUCGUCUGAUCUGA
Molecule: messenger RNA, 621 nt
Organism: Medicago truncatula (barrel medic)
Lineage: Eukaryota; Viridiplantae; Streptophyta; Magnoliopsida; Fabales; Fabaceae
Exons: 3
Coding region: 1-621 (206 amino acids)
Molecular function (GO): nucleic acid binding; zinc ion binding
Source: RefSeq, a predicted model, not a curated record